Molecule: messenger RNA, 1997 nt
Organism: Megalobrama amblycephala (Wuchang bream)
Lineage: Eukaryota; Metazoa; Chordata; Actinopteri; Cypriniformes; Xenocyprididae
Gene: chmp3
Product: charged multivesicular body protein 3
Exons: 6
Coding region: 117-785 (222 amino acids)
Biological process (GO): late endosome to vacuole transport; endosome transport via multivesicular body sorting pathway; protein transport
Cellular component (GO): multivesicular body; ESCRT III complex
Source: RefSeq, a predicted model, not a curated record
AACCGGAAAUUACCUAUGUUGUCAUACGUCGAGAGGCUGGAAUCAGGAAGUGGACUUGUAAUGUACUAUUUAGAUUGAGCUCGUCUCUGUUCGACUAUUUAAUUUACAAGUUUAAAAUGGGGCUUUUUGGAAAAACACAAGAGAAACCACCGAAGGACCUUAUCAAUGAAUGGUCUCUCAAAAUCAGGAAAGAAAUGAGAGUUAUUGACAGACAGAUCCGAGAUAUUCAAAGAGAGGAGGAGAAGGUGAAGAGAUCCAUCAAAGAUGCUGCGAAGAAGGGUCAGAAAGACGUCUGCAUCAUCCUCGCCAAAGAGAUGAUUCACUCAAAGAAAGCUAUCAACAAGCUGUACGCCUCUAAAGCCCAGAUGAACUCUGUGCUACUCAGUAUGAAGAAUCAGUUGUCUGUAUUAAGAGUGGCAGGUGCCUUGCAGAAGAGCACAGAGGUCAUGAAGGCCAUGCAUAGCCUGGUUAAAAUCCCAGAGAUUCAAGCCACCAUGAGAGAACUCUCAAAAGAGAUGAUGAAGGCUGGCAUCAUAGAGGAGAUGCUGGAAGAUACACUGGAAGGGAUGGAUGAUGAGGAGGAGAUGGAGGAAGCAGCAGAGGCUGAGGUUGACAAGAUCCUCUUUGAGAUUACAGCUGGUGCACUUGGAAAAGCUCCUAGCAAAGUCACAGAUGCCCUGCCUGAACCAGUGCCGGUUGGGGCCACGGCAGCCUCAGAAGAUGAAGAAGAAGAAGAAGAAGAUAUAGAGGCGAUGCAGUCCAGGCUAGCAGCACUGAGGAGCUAAAGGACCUGUGUUCCUUACCUUCAAGCUCUAUAGGCAUAGAUAGCAUAUCUUACUUCCUCUGUAGCUUUUCUACCCAAAAAGACACUUUGGCAUGUUAAAUAUAGGACUAAAUUCGGACUUCACAUAAAAUGAACAAAGCUAUAUUGAAGUGGAUAUAGAAUAGAAACAAAAAUUCUAUAUUUCUAUCAAUUUCUAACUCUUUAUUAUGUGUAAUAAUAAUAAUAUUAAUAAUAAUAAUGAACAGUGAAGUCAGAUAUUCAGUUGUUGUACUCAUAUGGUAGCAGGUGGAUGGCCGUUUCAAAUCAUUCAUUUUUUUUACUAUAUUUUGGCUCCACUCAUUUGAAUCUAUGCCUAUAGCUAAGCAGCUUGUCCAAGGAUCUGUUGUGCAGUGUCGUCAUAUCAGUGUCGGUCUUAGUCGUUUUGUCUCUGUUGUCGAAUUCGCAGUUUUAUCUCAAGCCUUACUUUGGCUAAGUGAGUAGUUCUUUACUAUAUCUGGCAAAUUUGUUUUACUGAGUAGGACAAAUUCAUGGAAGCCAUUACUUGUAAAUCUUGUACAAAUACUGAAUAUAAAAAUAAAUCCGUUUGCAUUAUUUUGUAAGUAAAGUUGUCGGCAAGUUAUAAGACAGGCUUUCAGAAUAAAGGAAUGGAUGUGUUCGAUAACUGACUGGCUUUUACACGCCUGGUGUUUUGGAACUUGAAUGAGCUGAUCCCAUUUCUGUCUUUGUUUCUGUUUAGUUUGUUACUUUUGGAUGUUUAAUAUGGUUUAAAUCCACUUCUGUCUUUGUACAUUUUUUCUUAUGAGUAUUAUGCCUUUGCUUUUAGGUGACUGAAAUGCCUGUUUAACAUGAUGUAAAUGGCUGACAAUUUAUGUUAUGCUUGCUUCAACCAGGUCCAUAUUAUAUUUUAAGUUGAAUGGUCAGCUGAGUUAGUUUGCUAUUAUUCUAACAUGUCUACAUAUGAAACAGAUGCUGUUUGUGCAUUAUAAUUAGUUUUUUAGUAUGGCGCGACCAUUAAUAUCUGCUUAUUUGACAUAAACUGUUGCUAAGUAUGGAUUUUAUACAGAUCCAAUCUCAAUAUGUUGGCUCAUGAACCAAAUGGAUUAUUUUAGCUUCAUUUCAUACCUUUGCUGUUGUGGAAAAACAUUCACAUCUGCAUAAAAAGUUGUUUUGUAAAUGGGGAAAAAUAACACUAAUAAAAUUUUAUAGACAAAAA